CUCUUCCCGAUUCCGGCGACUCUGAAACGACACCUGAAGAGCAGAAACUUGUCAGUAGUCAGUGGCGGUGGGAGAAGCGGCAAUGCGAGAGGAACAUAACCCAGGUCGUCGAAGUGGAGGACUGAGGUCGUUGAUAGAGCCACGCUUCUUGUCAUCGUUUGCUUUAAACGACGGUGGUUCGAUUUCUGGACGGAGAUCUUCCUACCUGAAACUUCCUCCUCAGGGUCGUAUCAAGCUUUCCGUCGUUAAGCUCAACGGUUCCCUUUUCGCAGAUGUGGAAGUCGCAAAGGAUUGCUCCGUGGCAGAGCUCAAAAGAGCUGUGGAGCAAGUAUUCAACAUUUCUCCCCUGGAAGGUCACGGCAGGAUUUCAUGGUCCCACGUCUGGGGUCAUUUUUGCUUGUGUUAUCGCGACCAGAGAUUACUCAAUGACAAAAGUAGCAUCCGUUAUCUCGGUCUCAAUGAUGGUGAUCAAUUACAUUUUGUAAGGCAUUUGUCGAUAGACCACUCUCCUAUGAACAAAAGAUCCAAGAGCCUGAGUUGCAAGCGCUACCUUGAGUUGGAAGGGGAUUCCAACGCCAACAAAAUCCAAAUACAAAGCCAAAACCAGAACGGUGUAGAGGAUGUAGCUGAGAAGUGUUAUCCAGGAGCACAAGACGAGUUACCGGCAGCAGAAUUCAGACUAGCGAACCUAAUUAAAGGAUGGUUGCCCUAUGCUGGACGUUGGGGUGUGUCCAGAGCAGGAAAUGAGAGUCGCAGUGGUCCUUCCAGAUUUUCUUUGAAGCAUUACGGUGGCAGGCCCAAGAUGUAAAACUGUAAGUCACAACCUCUUCUUCUCUCCCCUUUUCAAUUUCCUCCUUUCUUUCAGUGAUCUGUCCAGGAUUGUAUCAAAAUAUCCAUAGUUUUUUACGAUUUUCAUAUCUAUAAUUUUUCUUCAUGCAUUAUGAAAGCUGAAACAAGGUGCGUUUUUAUUCGCGUAUUUUCAGUUUAGAACACUCUAGUAAGAUGAGCUGAUUUGUAAUACGACAAUAAUAAGUUGAGUAUGUGUUAAUUCAGAGUAACAUGGCACGGUAAACCUUAUUCAGGCUGAAAAUGGUUUAACCUGUACUAGCAACCUACUGAGCCCGAUAAUUGGCGUCACCAUUUUGCUGGCCAAACCUAAGUUCCAACCAAGAAUCUAAGAAUGACCCCCGCCCCUCCACUAGCGUAUGAUCAUCUGUUUUUGCCUUGUUAUGUAAAUAAUCUGUCAAUCGUUGUCAUAUUUGCAUGCUUCUAUUUGUAUGAAGUUAACUUACUGACAAUCUGGAUUCAAUGGGUGCCAUGGUUCACAUGAUUUUAUGAUUUUAAAUGAUUCUUCUUAGAAAGACGAUUGAAACCUUCCUAGUAUUUUAUUUUUUUUAUUUUUCAAGUUUGUACCACCAAUGGACCAGAAUCUCAUUGAAUUACUAUUAUAUGUAAGCUAGUCAAGACUUUCACAAGUUGCUAGAAGCUUGAGAAUAUUGUUUCCUUAUACAUCUUGAGAAAGCGAAGAACCCACUCGUAGGGCAUUGUCUUUUUGAUAUUAUAAACACUCUUGGAGAAAUUUGACUCUUAAUGAUCGGAUAAAUUUUUGGCCGAGAGUAAAGGUUUGUUCUUGUCUUCAUAAAAUAGUUUUCUGUUUUUUUUUUUUUGGAUUUGGUUGAUUGGCUGGUAAAGUAAAAAAAAUGCAGAAAUCGUGGAAGCAAUUGCACAAGAAGAGAGCGAGUGUCAAACCAUAGCAAGGCUCAGAAAGACUUUCAUUCUCGAUCUUUUCCUGCAAUUUGUCAUCCACGAAGAGUAUACAACUCAAUAUAAAGUAAUCUCUCCAAAGGCAGAGCCACUGAGGUUGUUACAGGUCAGGAUUCUACUUUGUAAAGAAAUAGGAAUGAGGGAUCGAUGGAUAUCUGCUGGGACUAAUCUCUCUCUUGCUGGGUCUAAUCUAGUAAUAUUAAAUGUGUAAUAGUCUUAUUGUCCUGCAUGCACUGGACUGUAACAUGAAAAGGUGAGAGGCAUUGUGCAAUAUAAAAAGUUACACUAUCUGCCAAGAGUUUUUUUAAA
Capsella rubella is the source of this 2073-nucleotide messenger RNA. RefSeq lists its product as uncharacterized. The record is from RefSeq and is a predicted model, not a curated record. The transcript is spliced from 5 exons. Lineage: Eukaryota; Viridiplantae; Streptophyta; Magnoliopsida; Brassicales; Brassicaceae. Gene Ontology annotation, cellular component: U12-type spliceosomal complex. Gene Ontology annotation, biological process: mRNA splicing, via spliceosome. Bases 83 to 808 code for a protein of 241 amino acids. Gene Ontology annotation, molecular function: protein binding.